This is a messenger RNA of Aethina tumida (small hive beetle), 1085 nucleotides long. RefSeq lists its product as uncharacterized. The record is from RefSeq and is a predicted model, not a curated record. The coding region runs from base 134 to 565 and encodes 143 amino acids. Gene Ontology annotation, biological process: regulation of synaptic transmission, cholinergic; positive regulation of voltage-gated potassium channel activity; sleep. The transcript is spliced from 3 exons. Lineage: Eukaryota; Metazoa; Arthropoda; Insecta; Coleoptera; Nitidulidae.
CGCGUUACGACGCCUUUUCGCGCAGUCUCCGAAACCGUACCGCGCUCAGUGUACGUCCAACGUCCCGGCUGCAUCUUCGUGCAGUGUUCACGCACUAUUUGUGAUAGUCCCCGGUUAAAAUUCGAUAGCGAUAAUGAAUUACCUUCAGUGCAUUUUCAGCGUGCUUUUGAUUGCCAUUAUUUGUGUUAAAACUGGUUUUGCAAUUUCCUGCUACGAGUGUAACAGUGCAACUGACAAAAGAUGUUUGGGGGACGAACACAACAGACUUUCGGACGAUUUGAAGAAACCCUGUCCGGAACGAAGCGGCCAACCCUACAAACUAUGUAGAAAAAUCAAACAGAUGAUCGAUUUCGAAGUAAACGGACUACAACCUGACAGUCGUGUGAUUAGAACUUGCGGCUACGAUGAUUCGACGUACAAAGAUCGCUGCUAUCAAAGAUCAGGCUUCGGGGGCAGACAGGAGGUGUGCACCUGCGAAACGGAGGGUUGCAACAGUGGCAUCGCACUUUUACCAUCCAUGUACAUGCUUUUAGGGCUCUACAUGUUAUUAAAGCUGAAUUGGUAAUGGUUACGAUGUUAAUGAAGUUUUGGACAAAUGAAGUUACUGUUUGUUAUUGUCAAAGGACCAUGGUAGUUUCAUUUGAUGCAACGCAUUGUAUAUUUUUGUUGAAGUUGUUUUCUCUAUAUUAUUUUUGAAGUAUUUAUGAUAGCAAUAGGGUGGUUAUUAAAGAGGGGUAGCUCAAAUAAUAUAAACGUUUUUUAAACUUGUAUUCAAUGAAUAUAAGUAUGUCACAGAAAAAGUUAAAGGUGAAGUAGUUUAAAAUAUAUUGUUAUAAAUAUGCUAAAUCAAAUCGUUUUCAAUUUAGUUCAUUUAAUAUAUCCCCCUUUUGAGGGGAGUGAUUUUUUGUUACUAUAUUAUUAAAGUUAGAUGCUUGAACUAGAUGUAAAUACCUAUUAAAAAAUAAUACUGCCAAAAUUAUAAAGGAUAUUGUUGAAGUUAUAGAACAGUUUAAACAGUGAAUGCACAAUAUGGAUAAUUUAUCUAAAUACUAACAAAUAAUAUAAAAUAAAAUAUUAUGAAAUGA